Molecule: messenger RNA, 917 nt
Organism: Spodoptera litura
Lineage: Eukaryota; Metazoa; Arthropoda; Insecta; Lepidoptera; Noctuidae
Source: RefSeq, a predicted model, not a curated record
UUGACAGUUGACGUUUAACCAUCUGGCACGUUGACUUGACGUUUCCUAGUUAUUUAUUUUGUAGGUUAGAAUUGUAUUUUCGUGUAAAUUGCCCCUAAAUGUUUUCUCUACGCAUUGUUGUACUAAAAUGUCUUCUGCAUUAGUGCGACAGGCUCUGGAACUCGUCGACCAAGAAGACAGCGGCGAGGCGAAGCGCGGUUCUCGUAAAACGCGGCCGCGACACGGGGGUCAAGAUCACAGGAACUUGUACAAGAGUAAGAGUAAGAAGCCGCGGGAGCCGGUCAAGUCCAAGGAGCAGUUGUCCGCGGAAAACAUCGACAAGCUGCUGAAACUGUCGACGCGCGCCGCUGACACUAGCCUGGCCGACAAGAUCGUAGCGCGCGCCCUCCGCCGCAAGCCGCUCGCAGACGACGUAGAAGUCAAACAAGACGAACACAAGUCCAUACUCUUCCCUGAAGGAGAGACCUUCGAGGACUUCGAGAAAGAACUAUUCUGCAGCUAAACGUAACAUAAUCAAGAAACUAAUCAAGCAGACCAAUCUAUGCUGUAUUGAUCAUUGCGUAAGAUUGAAAUUCGUAUGUUAAAGUGAUGCGUAUAUAUGGACAUACCUGAUGCGGUGAUUGGCAAGCUGGUCCUGGUGACAACCAGUGCUGUGUUUGUAGUUCUGUGUCUGUGGGUCAACUCGUACCCAUUCAUCGACGAAGAGUCGUGGGUGUACGGCGCGGUGCCGGACCCGGCGUGGGCGCUCGCGUCGUGCGGCGCGUGCGGCGCGGUGCUGGUCGGCGGACUCAUGUUGUUCACGCUGUACCAUCUACACACACAGCUCUAGCGCACACACACACAGCUCUAGUGCACGCACACACCGCUCUAGCGCACACACACACACAGCUCUAGUGCACGCACACACCGCUCUAGCG